Molecule: messenger RNA, 1822 nt
Organism: Brachypodium distachyon (stiff brome)
Lineage: Eukaryota; Viridiplantae; Streptophyta; Magnoliopsida; Poales; Poaceae
Product: 3-oxoacyl-[acyl-carrier-protein] synthase, mitochondrial
Exons: 13
Coding region: 65-1447 (460 amino acids)
Biological process (GO): fatty acid biosynthetic process
Molecular function (GO): 3-oxoacyl-[acyl-carrier-protein] synthase activity
Source: RefSeq, a predicted model, not a curated record
CGUGCCAGCGACAACUGAUGGGCCGCCCACAAAGCUUGGCAACUUUGCGGCAGCUCCUGAUGAGAUGACCCGCCUGCGCCGCGCCCUCCUCCUCCUCCGCCGGGGCCUCUCCUCGGCGGCGGCGGAGCUACCUCCGCCGCGCCCGUCUGCCGGCCGCCGCGUGGUCGUGACGGGGCUCGGCGCCGUCACGCCGCUCGGACGCGGCGUCGGGACCACCUGGGACCGCCUCGUCGCCGGCGACUGCGCGGUGCGCGCGCUCGCCGCGGGGGACCUCCGCCUCACCGGGGACGCGGCCGGGAGAACGCUGGAGCAGCUGCCGUCCAGGGUCGCCGCCGCCGUGCCGCGCGGGAAGGGCGAGAACGAGUUCGACGAGGAAGCCUGGACUAAGGACAGUAGAUCUAUAUCGGGAUUUAUAGCAUAUGCUCUAUGUGCAGCUGAUGAGGCUUUGAGAGAUGCAAAUUGGCUGCCUUCGGAAGAUGCGAAGAAGGAAAGAACGGGUGUUUCAAUUGGCGGGGGAAUCGGAAGUAUCUCAGACAUUUUAGAUGCGUCACAGACGAUCACUGAAAAUCGUCUACGUCGCCUCAGCCCAUACUUCAUCCCCAAGAUUUUGAUCAACAUGGCAUCAGGUCAUGUCAGCAUGAAAUAUGGUUUCCAGGGUCCAAACCAUGCUGCUGUGACAGCUUGUGCCACAGGCGCUCACUCUAUUGGUGAUGCUACACGGAUGAUUCAAUUUGGAGAUGCAGAUGUGAUGGUGGCUGGAGGAACAGAAUCUAGUAUUGAUGCUUUGUCUAUAGCUGGAUUUUCUAGGUUAAGGGCAUUGUCUACAAAAUACAACUCUCUUCCGCAAGCGGCUUCGAGGCCCUUUGAUUGUGGUAGAGAUGGAUUUGUGAUCGGUGAAGGUUGUGGAGUCAUGGUGUUGGAGGCACUCGAUCAUGCAACAGAACGGGGUGCAAAGAUUUAUGCAGAAGUUCGAGGCUAUGGCAUGUCUGGUGAUGCACACCACAUUACUCAGCCACAAAAUGAUGGUAGAGGUGCUAUCUUAGCCAUGGAGCGGGCAUUGGAGCAGUCAGGACUCCAGGCAGAUCAGAUUGAUUAUUUGAAUGCGCAUGCAACAUCAACUCCUCUUGGGGAUGCUGUGGAGGCUAGUGCAAUCAAAUCUGUCUUCGGCCAACACGUGACAUCCGGUGGUCUUGCGCUAUCCUCAACAAAGGGAGCAAUUGGUCAUCUGCUAGGUGCAGCUGGAUCAGUGGAAGCAAUCUUCACCGUGUUAGCAAUCCAUCAUGGGCUGGCGCCUCCCACGCUCAACCUGGAGAAGCCUGACCCGCUGUUUGAAGGCGCGUUCAUGCCUCUAACCGCCGCGAAGAAGAUGCCCAUACGAGCUGCCAUCUCGAAUUCUUUCGGGUUUGGCGGGACCAACGCUUCUCUGCUGUUCUCCAGCCCGCCCUAGCAGUCCAACAUCACCCUGUUUCCUUUUCCCCUCCCUGAAGACUGAAGAGGCUGUGUACCAGAAUAUCCUAAGUUUUUUCCCGCAAAGUAAAUGUUGGAAGGCACCAUCCGCAUUGAGCCGAAGUUGGGGGCUUUCAGUCACUGGCCCUUGUUGGAUUCCCCCUGAGUCCGCAGCGUUGCCCAACUUGUGUUGUGGGCGUUAACUGCUGAGAACUGUAAAAUAUGCAAAAUUAUCGGUGCGGUUCUUCUUUCUCGGAGAGAAUUUUGGCGAUGAAUACGGGCAAGUCGUUCGAUUCUGACGGUUCGAUUUGUCCAUGAAAUGAAAAUAUUGUGCUUAAACAUAUGCAACAUAAAAGUAUGCAAUGGAAUCAGACAA